Molecule: messenger RNA, 11741 nt
Organism: Amphibalanus amphitrite
Lineage: Eukaryota; Metazoa; Arthropoda; Thecostraca; Balanomorpha; Balanidae
Exons: 72
Coding region: 125-10825 (3566 amino acids)
Biological process (GO): Notch signaling pathway
Molecular function (GO): calcium ion binding; Notch binding
Source: RefSeq, a predicted model, not a curated record
GCUGACCGAGCGCGCAGUCUCGGCCCAGAGGCCCCGUGGUGGGGAGGUCCGCGACGCCCGUGCCGUCUUCCAGUUCGCUAGAGCCACCACCUAACUGACGGAUUGCACCAAAAAGGGCCACACCAUGAGAGCCUACCUGCUGUGGGUGGGCCUCCUAUCGGCGGCACUCACCCUCUCCCUGUCUGAGUCCGCCUCGGAGGGUAGCUUCUUUGAGUGCCCUCAGGACUGGAUGCUGAGAGGCCAGCACUGUUACCGUUUCUUCAACAUUCACCACUCCUGGGACAAAGCUGCUGAACUCUGUCAAAGAUAUGGCUCUCACCUAGUCGUCGUUCAAACCUAUGACCAGAACAACUUCACCCGUCACCUAGCUGACGAGAACGCCGAAGAUGGCGACCGCGAUCGCUACUGGCUUGGUUUCCGAACUCUGGACGACCUCAGCACCAACAGCUUGGAGACAGCGGCCGGCACUCUGCAGAGCCAGUAUAUCGGCUUUUGGGACCGGGGUAACCCGCGUGCUGAGCUGGGCGAGUGUGUUCGGGCUAGGUUCACCGAUUCGGAACAGAGCUGGGCCCUGACCACCUGCGAGCAGCUGCUACCAUUCAUGUGCCGUGCCACCGCCUGCCUCAAGGGACACUUCCACUGCGCUAACGGCAACUGCGUCAAUGGCGCCUUCAAGUGCGACGGCGAAGAUGAUUGUGGUGACAUGAGUGAUGAGAGCGACUGUCAGGAUACUUCUCCCUGUCACGAGUACCAGCGCUCGUCGUCUGGUACCAUCGAGUCUCCUGGAUACCCGGAAAGGUACCCGGCCAACCGCGAGUGCAAAUGGACCCUGGAGGCACCUGUUGGACACCGGAUUACACUGCAGUUUUCUGCUUUCGACACGGAGAAAGACUUUGACACCGCCCAGAUCCUGAGCGGAGGUGCCACCGAGGAGUCAGCCGUCAACAUCAUGACCCUGAGCGGCCAGGAGGACCUCGCCUCCAAGCUCUUCACCUCCGCGUCCAACUUCAUGAUCAUCAAGUUCAGGAGUGACGCCAGCGUGGAGAAAUCUGGCUUCAGGGCGUCGUGGAAGUCGGAGCCACAGCAGUGCGGCGGUGACCUGGUCGCUCCGGCCUCCCCCCAGCGCCUGACCUCGCCCGGCUACCCGGAGAACUAUCCCGGGGGUCUCGAGUGUCUCUAUAUCAUCAGCGCGCCGCUCGGACAGAUUAUCACACUGCAGAUCGAAGACCUCGACCUGGAGGCCGGUAACGACUACAUCCGUAUCCGUGACGGGCCGAGUCCGGACGACCGUCAGCUGGCGUGGCUGACUGGCUCUGCCCCCGAGAGGCGGUUCAUUUCCUCCACGGGGAACGUCCUCUACCUCUACGUCAGGACCGACCUGGGCAACAGCCGCAGGGGCUUCAGCAUCAAGUACAGAGCAGGCUGUGACGUGACCCUGAAGGCAGACAACGGUAGCGUGUACUCGCCUGUGUACGGUUUGGCCGACUAUCCGACCAACUUGCAGUGUGACUACCUGAUCCAGCGCCCGGCCGGGGGUCCGCUGAGUCUGCGCUUCACACAUCUGAACCUGGAUGAGACGGACGCCGUGCAGGUCUAUGACGGCCCGGACAGCUCCAGUCUCCGCCUACACUCGGGUGACGGAUUCACAGGUCCCUCUCCGCCCCAGCUAACCCUGACGGCUCAGUCGGGUCAGAUGCUGGUCAGGUUUAACUCGGACCCGCUGAAAACGGCCAAGGGAUUCCAGGCCGUGUUCUCGUCAGACUGCCCGAUGCUGGAGCCCGGUAAGGGAGCCAUCGGUACGAGCCGUGAGACCAUCUUCGGCACCCGGGUGACCUUCACUUGCCCAGCGGGGCAGGAGUUUGCCACCGGCAAGUCCAAGAUCAUGACCGAGUGUUUGCCAGGUGGCAAGUGGACCGUCAGCUAUAUCCCCGACUGCCAGGAGGUCUACUGUGGCCCGGUGCCCCAAAUCGACAACGGCUUCUCCAUCGGUGCGACCAACGUCACUUUCCGCGGAGAGAUCACGUACCAAUGUUACGCCGGGUUCGCGUUCCCGUCCGGCCAGCCCCUGGAAACCAUUAGCUGCUCGGCCGACGGCAACUGGGGAAAGCUGCCCGUCUGUCUGGCCUCCCAGUGCCCGUCGCUGCCGGACGUGCCGUUCGCGCAGAAGAAACAGCUCAACGGAGGCGGACGGAGCUACGGCACCGUUGUCAGAUACGAGUGUGAGCCCGGAUAUGUUCGUUCCGGUGUCCCGGUCCUCUUCUGUAUGAGCAACGGCACCUGGAGCAGCGAGGUGCCCAGCUGUUCUCGCGUGCGGUGCCCCGCCCUGCCCACCAUUUCCGACGGCUACGUGCUCUCUCCCGCUGCCGAAUACUACUACGGUGACGAGGCCUCGGUGCAGUGCUACCGCGGCUUCCGACUGACCGGCUCUGCAGUCAUCACCUGUGGGCCUGAGCAGCAGUUCAUCAAUGUGCCAGAGUGCCAGGACAUCAACGAGUGCGCUGCUGCCAAGUGUGACCUGGCCUCUACCAACUGUACCAAUACUGCCGGCUCGUACCACUGCGGCUGUCGGCCCGGGUUCGCGCCCAACCUGCAGUGCAGACCUGUGUCAGAGCUGGGUGUCAGCAGUGGGGCCAUCAGUGACGAGGAUAUAUCGGUCUCCGGGACGGAGGACGGAUAUGAUAAGAAUGCUGUUCGUCUCAACGCCGAAGGCGGCUGGUGCGGCGCCCGGGAGGGUCCCAAGGUCAACUGGGUCAUGAUCGACCUCCGGGCACCCACCGUCGUCCAUGGUUUCCGCAUCCAGCCCGUAUCUCGUCCAGACCGCAGCGUGGCCUAUGCCAAGAGCCUGAGGCUGUACUAUACCAACGAGCUGACGGAUGUACUGAAGGAGUAUCAGACCAGCAGCGGGGCACCCGUAGAGUUCCGCACGGCUGGAGCCGGACUGUCGGUGAUCAGCAUGCCGGCGCCCGUGGAGGCCAGAUAUGUGCGGCUCACCAUACUGGAUUAUGAGGUGGCGCCGUGCAUGCGUAUGGAGCUGAUGGGCUGCUCGCGGUCCGAGUGUACCGAUAUUGACGAAUGUGCCACCAACAAUGGAGGGUGCCACCAGAAAUGCGUCAACUCUGCCGGAUCAUUCUCCUGUCAAUGCGAGGAAGGAUACGAGCUGUUCACCAAGAACGGAACCGCCGGCUUCUCCGUGGCUCCUUCAGAGACCGGCCUCAGGGACGGCGACACCUACCGCAUCAACAAGACGUGUGUGCCCAAGCAGUGCCCCGGUAUUGAAGAUCCUGUUAACGGACUGCUGGUCUCCACUCAGGACCAGUACCACUACCGUGACGUCAUCAGCUUCUACUGCAACUUCGGCUACGUGCUGCAGGGCGCCAGCUCUCUGCAGUGUACCUCCAGUGGAGAGUGGAACGGAACGGUACCCACCUGCGAGUACGCCUCCUGCCCACCGCUGGAGGGUGACGCCGCCGAGGGUCUCUCCGUCACCCUUACAAACCAGGAGGACGAGGAAGAGACCGAACAGCUCACCGUACCGUUCAGAGAGAACAUUACGAUCGCCUGCUCAGAGACAGGAAAACCGCUGCGCAACACACGCACAGCUGGAUUUAGACAGUGUGUCUAUGAUCCGAAACCAGGCACUCCGGACUACUGGAUCUCCGGCACUCCCCCCGCCUGUCCCCGCAUUGACUGCGGAGUGCCUCCCACUACCCCGGGAGGGUCCUACGGAAACUACGCUGACACCAUGUACGAGAGCAGCUUCUUCUUCGGGUGUGAAGACACCUUCAGCCUGGCCGGACAGAGCUCGUCAAACGACAACGUGGUGCGGUGUCAGGCGGACGGUACGUGGGACUUUGGCGACCUGCGCUGUGAGGGACCCGUCUGUGUGGACCCCGGCCGGCCGGCCGACGGAGCCCAGAUCGCCACCAGCUACGAGCAGGGCUCCAAGGUUUCGUUCACCUGCAACAAGCCCGGCUACAUUCCGUUCUCGGGAGAGCCAAUUGAAUGUGUUCGUCAGCCCGAGUGUGCUACCAUCCGGCCACUGGGAAUCACCGACGGCAGAAUACCAGCGGCCUCCAUCAACGCCAGCACGCAGCGUGCCAACUACGAGUCAGACAAGGUGCGUCUAAGCUCUGUGACGGGCUGGUGCGGCCAGCUGGACCAGCCCUUCACCUACGUCCAGGUCGACCUCGGGACGCUGCAUAGGGUCAAGGCCAUUCUUCUGAAGGGCGUGGUCACCAAUGACGUGGUCGGACGACCCACCGAGAUCCGCUUCUUCUACAAACGAUCCGAGGACGAAGACUACGUGGUGUACUUCCCCAACUUUAACCUGACCGCUCGCGACCCGGGCAAUUACGGAGAACUGGCUAUGAUUACUCUACCAGAAUCGGUGGAAACCCGAUUCGUCAUUCUCGGCAUCAUCUCGUACGACAAGAACCCGUGUCUCAAGUUCGAGCUGCUGGGCUGUGAAGUGGAGGAGACCCAGCCACUCCUGGGUUUCGACAUGGGUUACUCGAUGUGUGUAGACGCCGAGCCUCCCCAGUUCGUCAACUGCCCCAGCGAAUUGCUUCAGGUUACCAAGGGCGAGAACGGCCAGAUUCUGCCCGUCAACUUUACCGAGCCGAUUGCCACUGACAACUCGGGUAUGAUUGUGAGGACGGACGUGCGCCCGGCCGGAUUCAGCCCUCCCGUCUAUGUGUUCAGGGAUCUGAUGCUGGAGUACUUGGCGUUCGACUUUGACGGCAACGUGGCCAUCUGCCAGAUGAACAUCACCGUCCCCGACGACACCCCUCCGAGGAUCACGUGUCCUCAGAGCUAUGUGGUGGAGCUGGUAGAGGAACAGGAGCUCUAUGAGAUCAACUUCAACCGCUCCCGCAGCCAGGUCACCGUCUCAGACGACACUGAUGACGCGGAUUCCAUUCAGGUUGUAUUCGAACCCUCUGCGGCACGAAUUCCGAUCGGAGGCUAUGAAAACGUCACGGUCACGGCUAAGGACGCGUCCGGCAACAGCGCGCAGUGUCACUUCCAGGUCGCCGUUCAGGCCACCCCGUGCGUGGCCUGGGACCUGAAGGCACCGGCCAACGGUGACGUCAACUGCCUCCCCAGCGAGUCGGGCGGACUGCGCUGCCUGGCCACGUGCAAAGAGGGCUACCGUUUCACCGACGGUGAGGACAUCAAGCGGUUCGGCUGCCAGCCCAAGCAGGCCUGGGAGCCGGCCAGCGUGGUCCCCGACUGCGUUACUGAAGACACCCAGCAGGCCAGCUAUGACGUCAGCGCCAGGAUCAGCUACCGCUCCAACGGCGCCGUGGCGCCCGAGUGUGUCAACAUGUAUAAGGAGGAGCUGAAGCAAUUCCACGCCGACCUCAGCUCCGUCCUCUCAGCUCGCUGCUCCCAGGCCGUCAACCUGAACAUGGAUGUCAGGCUUCUGGACGGUGGCGCCAGGAGAAUCGCCGAGAAUAUGGUCGAGCUGGAGCACGUGCUGCGUAUCACCCCGGAGGUGUCCCAGCCGCUGCUGUACGACCUCUGCGGCCUGAACCUCGGACUCAUCUUCGAGCUGGCCGUGCCCUCGACCUCUGUGGUCAUCCAGCCCCUCAUUGAUGUCGAUGCUAUCGGUAACCAGUGCCCCCCGAUGCGCGCUCUGGACAGCAAUGUGACCCGCGGCUUUACCUGCUCCACGGGAGAGGUUCUCAACUCUGAGUCGAGCAACACCAACGUGCCCAGAUGCCUGCACUGCCCUGCCGGAACAUUCGCCAAAACCGAGGACGAGGAGUGCACAGUGUGUCCCAUGGGCCAGUACCAAGACCAAAGCCGGCAGGGCGCCUGCAAGAGCUGUCCCUCGGGCACCUAUACCAGACACGAGGGAAGCAAGAGCGUCAAGGAUUGCGUUCCCGUGUGCGGCUACGGCACCUACUCGCCCUCUGGCCUGGUGCCCUGCCUGGAGUGUCCGCGGAACAGCUUCACCAUGGCACCUCCUGCUGAUGGAUUCAAGGAGUGCUCCUCGUGCCCUCCCGAUACCUUCACUCACGCCCAGGCGGCUAACGAUCAGGCACUCUGCCGAGCCAAGUGCGCUCCGGGUAGCUACUCAGCCAACGGUUUGGAGCCCUGCUUCUCCUGCCCUGUGAACUUCUUCCAGCCUAUCGAGGGCGCCAACACGUGUUUCGAGUGUCCCACGGGCAACACCACCCGCUCGGAAGGCGCCGUCUCUCCCACGGAUUGUGUGCCGGUGACCUGCUCUGAGGAUACCUGCGAGCAUGGUGGACUGUGCCAGAUGCUGGGCCACCGUCCCAAAUGCUUCUGUCCGGCCGGCUUCAGCGGCGCCCGCUGUGAAAUCGAUGUCGACGAGUGCCUCUCGAGCCCGUGCUACAACGGAGGAUCGUGUAUCGACCAACAGCAGGGUUACCGGUGCCAGUGUGCUGCUGGUUACUCGGGAAUUAACUGUCAAAUCGAAGAGACUGACUGUGUGGAGGAUACGUGCCCCGCCCGGGCUAUGUGCAUGGAUUUGCCCGGAGUCGGUCAGUUCGAGUGCCUGUGCCGCGAGGGAUACACUGGGCCCAGCUGUAACGUUACCGUCGACCCCUGCACGGAGACGGGCAACCCGUGUGAGCACGGUGCUCGCUGUGUUCCGCUACAGCAGGGCCGUUACCGGUGCGAAUGCGGCCCCGGCUGGUCGGGAGCGCGCUGUGAGGUCAACACAGACGACUGCUCGGAACAGCCGUGCCUGCUGGGAGCAGAGUGUACCGACCUGGUGAACGACUUCCAGUGCGCCUGUCCCACCGGGUUCGCCGGAAAGCGCUGUGAGCGGAAGAUCGACCUGUGCGCCGGCAGUCCAUGUGAAAAUGGCCUCUGCGUGGACCGGUUCUUCACACAUCAAUGCGUCUGCGACCCGGGAUGGACCGGCGCCUCUUGCGACAUCAACGUGGACGACUGUCGCUCGGAGCCCUGUGCCGCGGGCAGUACCUGUAUGGAUGAGGUGGAUGGAUUCAGCUGCAACUGCGCGCCUGGCUUCACCGGUAAACAGUGUCAGCACACUAUCGACGACUGCGCCAGUGAGCCGUGUCAGAACGGCGGCACCUGCAAGGAUGAACAGGAUGGAUUUACCUGCUCGUGCCGACCUGGCUUCGUCGGUCUGCAGUGCGAGGCCGAAAUCGACGAGUGCACCUCGAGUCCAUGCAGUCCCCAGGGCACGGAACGAUGUGUCGACUUGGACAACACGUUCCAGUGCGAAUGUCGUGUCGGGUACUCGGGGAGGUUGUGUGAGACUAACAAGGACGAAUGCGCCUCGAACCCGUGUCUGAACGAAGCCGUGUGUACGGACGGCCUGGACGAUUUCACCUGUUCCUGCCGCCCGGGAUGGACGGGAAAACGUUGCGAGACGGACAUUGGCAGCUGUGAGAGCGCCCCGUGCCUCAAUGAGGCCAACUGUAUUGAUCUAUUCCAGGGCUUCUUCUGCGCGUGUCCCUCUGGCACGGAUGGCUCGCGAUGUGAGGUCACCCCGGAGCGAUGCGUCGGAUCACCGUGUAUGAACGGAGGGUUCUGCAGGGAUUACGGCUCGGGUCUGAACUGCAGCUGCCCCGAUGAUUAUCUGGGAGUCGGCUGCCAACAUGAACUGGAUGCCUGCGAGGCAGGGCUCUGCCAGAACGGCGCCACUUGCGUGGAUAACGGUCUCGGCUACCAGUGCACGUGCGCCCCUGGUUACACUGGGAUGAACUGUGAGACUGCCAUUCCGCGCUGCACUGCGGGCAGCUGCCCGACGGGGGCUACCUGUGUUGAUCUGGUGGACGGACAUUACUGCCGCUGUCCGUUCAAUCUCACCGGAGAGGACUGCAGGAAGAGCAUCACGGUCGACUACGAUCUGUAUUUUAACGACGACUCAAAGUCUGCGUCUGCGUCUCUGUACGCGCCGUUCGACAUGCAGAAGGCCUCCCGCAUGUCCAUCGGUCUGUGGGUGCAGUUCAGCGCCCGGUUGGACAUUGGAACGUUCUUCACACUCUACGACGUCAGCUCCCUGCACGUGCCCUCCGACCGUCGCGUGAUUGUCCAGAUGCGCAGUCAUGGCGUGCUUCUAGACCUCUUCGAGGACGAGGAUGCCGUCUUCCUGGACUUCAACCCUCAGAUCCCUGUUAAUGACCGUCAAUGGCAUCAUAUUGUGCUCUCGUGGGAGUCAUCGGGUGCUGUUCAACUAGUCUCUGAUCUGGUGGUCAUUGGAAAACGUAACGACUACGGAGUCAACAAGACGCUGCCGGCGUUCGGUUACGUCACCCUGGGCGCUCCCCUGGCCGAAGACGGCACUCAGAUGGCCAAGUCUGGCUUCAAGGGCAAGCUGGCCCGAGUGAACAUGUGGUCCCGCAUGCUGGAUAUCAGGACAGAAAUCCCCAAACAGUUGGAGUCGUGCCGUAAGGCACCAGUACUGUACGACGGUCUCCUUCUCCGCUGGAGCGGCUACCACCAGCUCAUGGGCACAGUGGAGCGCGAGGGCCCCUCCAGCUGUGGACAGCUGAUCUGUGCUCCAGGAUACACUGGCGACUGCACCACACGGGCCAGGGAUAAGACGCCGCCCAGGGUUGAUUUCUGCCCGGGUGACCUUUGGAUCCAAGCCUCCAACGGCUCGACCAUUGUGCGCUGGGACGAGCCGAGGUUCAGUGAUGAUGACAAGCUGAUGUCAGUUGUUGAGAUCAAUGACCACGCUCCUGGUCAGCUGUUCUCCUGGGGCUCUCACGACAUCGUCUACAUCGCCAAGGAUGACGCCGAGAAUAGCGCCCUUUGCAGCUUCCGCGUGCACGUGCUCAAGGAGAUAUGCCCGACACCGGAAGAUCCGAAGGGUGGAUACCAGGAGUGCUCCACGUGGGGACCUAACGGACGCUUCCGCUACUGUCAGAUCAGAUGCGACCCAGGACUGCAGUUCAGCCAGCCUAUUCCCGACUUCUAUGUGUGCGGCCCUGAGGGCUUCUGGCGACCCAAUGACCAGCCCAACACGCCUCUCAUCUACCCCAGCUGUGCACCUGCCGAGCAGGCACAGCGUGUGGUCAAAAUCAAGAUGAACUUCCCCUCGUCUGUGUUCUGCAACAACGCCGGAAAGAACGUUCUGGACAAACGCAUCCGGGAGGCCCUGCAGAAACUCAACAAGAACUGGAACUUCUGCAUCAACACCGUAGAAGGUGACGAGUGUGAUGGUCUGAACGUGAACGUCAACUGCGGCCAGCGCGCCCGCUCCAAGCGGCAAACGGAGAACGACGGCCUCUACGAGGUGGAAAUCAGCUUCCCGGCUCAGAACGGACCGGUCACAAACGCCGACACCAACCAGGCAGCUGAUGUUCAGGCGCUCAUAGAGAGGAUCAUUCUGGAAAAUGGCGAAUUUGACGUUCAGUCUCAGCUGCCUAACGUGGUCCCUGACCCGGCCUCUCUGGAACUGGGCUCAGAGUACUACUGUGAACCCGGAAAGGUAGUCUUCGGUGACCAGUGUGUAUCCUGCGCGGCGGGUACGUUCUACGAGCGCUCCACGGGCACCUGUGUGAAGUGUGCACUGGGUACCUAUCAGGAUCAGCUGGGGCAGUCGUCGUGUAUCCCCUGCCCGGCCAUCGCCGGCCGACCGGGGGUUACAGCCAUCCGCGGCGCGCAGAGCGUCGGCGAGUGCAAAGAGCGCUGCUCCGCCGGCCGCUACUACGACAACGAACUGCUGCGCUGUCACGCCUGCGGCUUCGGCAACUACCAGCCUGAGGAGGGACAGUUCUCGUGCUCCCCGUGCGGGCCCGGCCUGACCACGCGCACCUCGGAGAGUGUCACCGGAGAGGAGUGUAAGCCCGAGUGUGACGACGGUGAGCAGCUCUCUCUGGACAACUCGUGCCAGCCGUGUGCACGUGGCACGUACCGCACACGUGGCGAGCAGCCAGCCUGUGUGGCCUGUCCCGAGGGAACCACCACACUGGACCUGGGCUCGAGCACGGUGGAACAGUGUUCACUGCCCAUCUGCCGCGAGGGCACCUUCCUGAACACGACGGACGGCAACCGAUGUAUGGAGUGUCCUCUGGGCACGUACCAGCCCAAGUCGCAGCAGACGGCGUGCAUUGAGUGCCGGCCCGAUACCACCACAGAGCAGGUUGGUGCCACCAGCGCUGAACAGUGCGUAAACCCGUGCGACGGAGCCGGAGACCAGAAAAAGUGUGACGCCAACGCCAUCUGUCUCAUCAACACCGAAACAAACGCCUUCAAGUGCGAGUGCAAACUGGGCUUCGAGGGCAAUGGCUUCAACUGUACUGAUCGCUGUGAAGGCUUCUGUGACAAUUCUGGAGUCUGCGCGAAGGACGAGCGAACGGGAAUGCCCAAGUGUAGCUGCGUUGGCUCCUUCACUGGUGAGCGGUGUGUCGAGAAGUCCAAGUUCGCCUACAUCACCGCUGGAGUUGCCGGUGUCGUGGUUCUCGCCAUCGUCUGCGUGCUAUUCGUCUGGAUGAUCUGCGUCCGAGCCAACAAGAAGAAGCAGCAGGAACCAGUACAGAAGGCCAUGACGAUCCCGCCGGAUGCUGCGUCGCAGGUGAACUUCUACUACGGCGCGCCUACUCCGUACGCUGAGAGCAUCGCUCCUUCCCACCAUUCAACCUACGCACACUACUACGACGAGGAGGAUGACGCCUGGGAGAUGCCCAACUUCUACAACGAGACCUACAUGAGGGACGGGCUCCACCCGGGUAAAGCCAACAGCCUGGCGAGGUCGAACGCCAGUAUCUACGGAGCGGCGCGUCAGGACGAGCUGUACGAUCGGCUGCGCAAACACGCCUACACCGGCAAAAAGGACAAGAACGACACGACAGACGAUAGCGACGACCAGGCCCGCUAGUGGUUCCGUGCCAGGGGAGAAGGCAGCCCGUCCAACCAGCCUGCGAGUCUGGGAGGCCGAGCGGCCCCCCGGACUCCGGAGCGGGGCAUUUACCGGACGUUGCAGCCGAGCCCUGGGGUUACGGGCGGCUGGUAGCGUCGGCUCAACACGCGACUGCCGCGAGAGAGCCCACUUUUCUGGGCGGGUGGGCGAUGCCGGCGUCACGAGGAUCGUAACGUGUCGUAACGGUCGUAACGUUACGAGGAGGUCGUAACGUGACGUGGAGACGAUCGUAAUGUGUCGUAACGAUCGUAACGCACCGUCGUAACGAUCGCAACGUGUCGCAAGGAUCGUAACGUAACGUCGUAACGAUCGUAACGUUACGAGACGCUCGCCAAGAGACCCGGUGCGGUCGGUCGCAGAGGCCAGCCGCCGGAUCCGUCCAGUGCUCAGUUUUCAUGUACCAUUUUACCUAAGUUAUUGUAUGCACGAGUGGGAAGUACCGUGUGUUGGGAUAUCAUUGGAGGGGAGGGAUGGGAUGAUGGGAGGGGUGGGGUCGCUUGGGUGUCGAACUGCAAAAGGACUGCUUUUGUGGUGUGUUUUAUAAGUGAGGCGUCGGUGUGAAUGAGAUUCAGAAUGUUUGUAAAUGUGUUAAGUGUCAGAUUUUGCGUUUGAAGGAUGACCUGUCGUGCUGUCAUGUAUUCCAGUUCUGUCAAACUAUGUCAGAUGUCAUGACAAUAUCGCGAUGCAUCAUGAGAUCUGUCAAACUAUAUCGGAUGUCGACAAUUCUAGCACAAUGAAAGAUCUGUCUCAUGUCGGAUCGCUGCCGUGCUGUUUUGUAUGAUAGAUCUGCUAUAAUAUGUGAAAUAUCCGUCCAGACUUACUAGCAUGAAUCGAGUUGACACUGGAUAUUCUGAAUAAAUGGACGACGCCAAAA